This is a messenger RNA of Protopolystoma xenopodis, 558 nucleotides long. The record is from the annotation of a GenBank genome assembly. NCBI's taxonomy places the organism in Eukaryota, Metazoa, Platyhelminthes, Monogenea, Polystomatidea, Polystomatidae.
AUGUCUAAAUGUGCUGUCUCCUCCACUUCACCGCAUUCAUCCUACAACCCAGUCUCCUUGGCUUUUAUUCGUCUGGACGACACGCUGGCCUUCGACCCUCAGACCGACACUUCACAAUCUGGGCUGGUGGACGGCGACACUGCUUCUACCGACGAGUACAGUGGCGACGAGCAGACCCCCUUCCGGGAGCCGGUCACAGAUCAUGACGUUCGGGUACCGGGCAGUACUUCCUCCUUUUGCUCGGAGAUCAGGCCGGCCAGUGCAAGGUGUAGACGCGACGGCUCUGGAUUGCCUCGCUCGGCAGCUGGGGCUGAAGAUGUUGCACGGGCCAAAGGGAUCGCCGAAUGCGUGGGGCUCUUUCGUGUCGCAGCCGCGGAGCACCAGAAGCUGUGCUAUGACGCAAUGUCCGGCGCGGGUUGUGAUCGACAUCUCUUCGCGCUAUACAUCACAAGUCGUGGAAUAUUUGGCAAGGUUAGCCGAAUGGGGUUUCCGUUCCCUCCCCUUAAAGGCAGCUUACAAUGUUGCUCCAAGCAACACAAGAUCUUGCUGCCUGAUUGA